Messenger RNA from Acanthosepion pharaonis, 888 nucleotides. Lineage: Eukaryota; Metazoa; Mollusca; Cephalopoda; Sepiida; Sepiidae. The record is from the annotation of a GenBank genome assembly.
AUGUUGCCUUCAACUCGGCUUUUGCCUUGUGAAAAUCGUUCUUUGAUCUCGUUAGCUUUCCGCUUUCUCACCCUUUCUUCUUUUCUUCUCUUCGUCCUUCGCCUACUCUUAGUCCUUUUGUUCUCCUUCCAUCUUUUCUUCAUCUUUCUCCUGUUUACUAUCUUCUUUACUUUUCUCCUUUUUUUUAAAUCUUUUCUUUCUCCUUCUAUUAUUUUUGUCGUCUUCUUCUUCAUUUCCUUCCAUCUUCUUUCGCUUCCUCUUCUUUCUUCUAUUUUUUUAUUCUCCCUCUCUUCCCUUCUUUUAAAAAUCUCCUUCUUUCUCCUUGUUUAUUUUUUUCAUAAUUUUUCUUUCCCCAUCUCGUCUUUAUUCUCUUCUUCUUCCCCUUUCUCCUUUGCUAUACUUUCAUCUUUGUUCUCUUCUUCCUUCUCCUUGACUCUGUUCUUCCUCCUUCUCUUAUUCUCAUUUCUUUUCUUUCUCUUCCUUGUCUAUUCGUUGUCUCUUUUACUCACUCAUUGUUCUUUUUCUUCUCAUUCUUCUUCUUCUUCUUUCUUUUCUCAUUCUUCUUCGGUUGUACCUCUUUCUCUUCUUCAAUUUGUAUUUCCCCCUACUCUUCAUCUUUUUAAAUCUUUACUUCCUCUUAAUCCUAUUUUGUCGUUUCUUAUUCUUCUUGAUGUUGAAUCUUUCUUCUUCUUCUUUUCUCCUCCUCCUCCUUCUUCUUCUUCUUUACUACUCCCCUGUUUUAUUCGUUUCUUUUUCCUUGUCAUCUUGAACUUUUUUCUCCUACACGCUAAUUAUUUCUUUGCCUCUUCUUUUUUUUUACCCCUUCUUGUCCCCACUUUCUUCUUUCUCUUUUUCAUUUGUGCUUUCUCUUCCUUUGUUCUUCUUUAG